CCUAGCAAUGGGAACCUGAGCCGCAGGCUGCGGCGCCUUAGGAUGGUGAUCUGGGGGCCCCUUCUUGGGCCCCCUUCAGAGUUUGUCAGUGGAGUUUUAUUUUUUUAAUUCAUAUUUUUGUUUAUAGGAGAGAAAUACACCCCCUUUCAAAGAAUCGGGAGCUCAUAAAAGUUUGGAACUUUCUAAAAAGUGAAUAAUUUCAGGCUUGCCAUCUGGACUUCCUUAUCCUGUUUGUGAGAAACCCAAGUGACUUGCUUUCCCUUUACUCCUGGGUCAGAAACCUCUUUGGACUGUGUGUAAUUGGGUGUGCACUUGUGAGUCAGGGAGAAAUUGCUGGAGCCCCUCGCACCAGUGGUUGCUGAAGCAGAAGAUUCCAGAAAAACCAUUCCCUUGCGGGGCACAAGCUAAGCCUGAAGGAUUUCCAAAAUGACCAAGGUACCAGCCACCAAGAAGAUGCAGAGUUCCCCCAAUUCCAGAGCCCUUUGGCCCUUUUAUGGCUCAGAACAUCUAAUCCAGGUCCCAGACAAGCCAAUGCGGAGCAUCAAGUAUAUGAACAAGGAAAUAGUAAACCUCAAAAAAGACCUUGCACGAAGCCGCUUCCUGAUCCAGUCAGUGAGGACAGGCCGCGGGUAUUUCACCAUGCUGAGGGAGGAGAGCGCCUCGAGGAAGAGGCAACUCCAGCUUCAGAAGCUGGAAGAGGAGCAACGACAUCAGUUCCAACCACCCGAGAAGAUCUCAGAAAUCCCUUACAGGGACAGUCUUUUGACCACGUAUGAUGAGGAGAAGAUCAAGAAGACGAGGCCCGCAGUCACGCCUCACCCGUUCACGCCCGUGCACAGCUGCAUCAUUUUGCCCUCACUUCCUGAAGCUCACAUGGAGCCCCUCUUCCGCCAGCUCUGUGCCCUCCACUGGCUUCUGGAGGCCCUGACUAUUGACCACACCCACCACACCAUGAAGCCUGUGAUCACCUGCUGGAAUCCAAAGGACCCGGGUGGAAGCAAGAACACAAUAAAAAAAAUCAGUAAGGACAAGUCCGUGGGACAGAGAUGGGAACACUUCGUCACAGCGACAAAGCCCAAGAAAUUCAAAAUCCCCACACAACACGUCACCAGCCACAAACCCAGCUGGCGAGGCUCGGUGCUCAGCCUGUCCCGGACCAGUGGAGGGUCAUCCCCGGGGGGCAGCAUGUUGUCUGUGAUCCCCGGCUCAGAGGAGCCCCUGAGUGUCAUCACCCAGGCAACGGGCAGCAAGGACGUGGAGGACAAUGAGUCAUCUUCGACCAAGCCUGACGAAGAACCCGUCCAUACCGACCUGCAGAAGCUCCUGGAGAUGGUUCGGGAAGAUGCCCGGAGGACAAUCACAAUGGAAAAUGGGAUGGAAAAAACAGCACCCAGUAUCUUGUCAAUACUCAGACAAAACAAGAGUGAUACUGCCCAUAAAGACAUCCAGACCACCCACAAAUCAAGCAAUAGAUCCAGCAGUACAAGUGGAGACAGCCACACCCAGGCAGUCCAGAGAAAGUCUAAAAGCCACACCAACCGUGACAUCAUUCACUGCAAGAGUGGGGUGUGUUCUGCCAUGAGGGCCAAGUUUUCCAGGGUGGCCCAGGAAGCCAGCUUCUGUCUUCAGGACAAGAUAGAAAUCCUCAUGAAGCACCAAGAAGAGAGAGGUCUCCAGAAGUUCCAUUCUUUCAUCCUUGUCUCAAAUUUUCAAAAGGAUAUAGCAAAAAUGAGACAUCAAGUCUCAAUAGGAAAAGGAGAUGUAGAAGAAAUUGCAGACCACUGGUAUUUUGACCUGCUGUCCAAACUCCCGGAGAAUCUGAAGAAUUUCCGCCCUGCCAAAAAGAUCCUGGCCAAACUGCAGAAGUUUGGGGAAAACCUGGACUUGCGGAUCCGACCCCAUGUUUUCUUGAAGGUGCUGCAGGAUCUGAGAAGCUGGGAGCUGUGCUCUCCUGACAUCGCUGUGGCUAUCGAGUUUGUGCGAGAACACGUCAUCCAUAUGACUCAAGAGGAUUAUAUCAGCUGGCUGCAAAAGCGGAUCAAUAUCCCCAUCCGGCCCCACAACACCCAGAGGUAGUCUGGGCCUGGGUUGACCAGCAGUCCCAGUGGGGUAGGGCCAGACUGUACUGUAGGCCUGCUUCCUUCCUGCUCUCAGGGAUAUGCACUAUCGUAUAGGAGGGUCAUCUGGAGACUGGCUUCUGGCAACAUUCUAGAGAGAAAGACUCCCAGGUGGAAUCUCCCCUCAACCUCGCACCCUCACCUCAACUUCCUAGUCUCUGUUCCAUAUUGGUCCAGCCUGACUCUACCCACUCCCUCUCCAGAUCCCUUCGUUCUAUCCCUCUGCUUCAAAUUCUGGAUAAUAAAAUUGAGUUAAAUGUUGGCUGUCUGGCUGGGAAAGAGUUGGAGCUGUGGAAUUUGGGUGUGGUCUUCAGAUCCUAACAAAAACAGUUGCCAUUUAUUGAGCUUUUGUUAUGUAGCAGGCCCAGUGCUGGGUGAGAUUAUUGCCUAAUAAUAUCAUCUGAAUC
Messenger RNA from Manis pentadactyla (Chinese pangolin), 2524 nucleotides. RefSeq names its product coiled-coil domain containing 60 (gene CCDC60). NCBI's taxonomy places the organism in Eukaryota, Metazoa, Chordata, Mammalia, Pholidota, Manidae. The record is from RefSeq and is a predicted model, not a curated record. The transcript has 14 exons. Bases 427 to 2076 code for a protein of 549 amino acids.